GUGUGCGCGCAGGCGGAGGAUCGCCGAGCCGAGCCGUUCCGUGCAAGCAGGCACAAGCCGCUGGGCGCGCGAGAGAAGCCGCAAAAAAAAUUACAGCAGCCGCAACUUGAAGCUGCGAUCAGCGCGAGGGAGCGUCGGAACUUCAGUCCGCACGAGACUAGAAAGGCAUCAUGGGAGGCAAACUCAGCAAAAAGAAGAAGGGAUACAACGUGAACGAUGACAAGGCCAAAGACAAGGACGCCAAAGCCGAGGGGGCAUCUGCUGAGGAGAGCGAGGCGCCCAAGGACAACAAAGACGAGGCCCCCGCUGCCACCGACGCCAAGGAGGUAGCCAACGACACAGCAGCUAAAGAGGCGCCGGCAGCGGACGCCGCCGCGGCCAAGGGCGAGGAAAAGAACGCAGCUCCGGCCGCAAAGGAGCCCGAGAAACCUGCCGCCAACGCUGAGCCGAAAACAGAGGCACCCAAGAGCGCAGAGCCCGCCAAGGCCGAGGAGAAACCGGCCGCCCCCGCCCCAGCCAAGGAGUCAGCCCCGGCCGCCAAGGAGCCGGAGGCCAAGGCAGCAGCAGCGGCCCCGGAGAGCAAAGACGAGGCCGACGCCAAAAAGACUGAGGCCCCCGCGGCACCAGCAGCCAAAGCCGAGGCGGCGCCUGCUGCCUCCCCUGACCCCAAGCCCACAGAGGCAGCGGCGGCGGCCCCUGCACCGGCAAAGGAGGCCACAGCCGCCAGUUCAACACCAGCCGCCGAACCGCCGAAGGAGGCGAACGCCACGGAGGCACCGAGCAAGGAUCAAACCGUAGCAGUUCAAGAUUAAUGGACAGCUUCUUUUCGGAAAUGAAAAUUAAGUACCUAACUCAACAACGACGAAUUAAAAAAAGAUGAAAAAGAAAUUAACUAGCCCACGCAUAUUAUGAAAUAACAAUAAUAAUAAUAAUUGUAAUGAUGACGAUUGGUUGAAGGAGCCGGACCGGAGCAACCGCCUGGAGAAGAAUCCGCAGCUGCAGAUGAUUAUUGCUAUUAUUAUUGUUAUGUUUUAUUCUAUUUUUUUCUGCUGUAGUAUUUGAACUUUGAUACGAGUCUGUGUCGGCCAUUUUGCCUCGCCAUCCCGCCACUGCCAUCGCCAUCUCCUUCACACAGUCAAGAGGUUCAACCCGGCAUUCAGAAACCCCGCCCCCUCACCCCCCUGCUCUGUGGACAAUGUGGGGAAAUUGGACCGAGGGGAAGGAGGGAGGGUCGACGGAACCACUUCACCAGCUGGACUCCCACCGCAUCCGUCCACUCUUCAUCCCUCCUCCUCCUCCUCCUCCUCCUCCUCCUCCUCCUCCUCCUCUACCGACAGUAUUCAGUGCUGUGGAUUUGUGGUCGUCUCCUUUUUUUUUUUCCCCAACCAUCUCCCUUCAGUUUUAUUUGUGUUUCCGGGUUGCGUCGCUGCCUGUUUCUCCAUCUCUUGGCUUAAAAUCGGGGGGAGUUUUGUCACGAGGACUGAGUUAGACCACGGUUUCUCGGACACUUUAGAGGUUGAUAAAGUCGGUGGACGCAGAGCUAAAUGUAUUCUUAGGCAUAAAACUGACGUAGGAGUUUUUUCAGAUCUAGAUUUUGUACUGAAACCCUUGGUAUGUAGUGAACUAAGUGGGUUUUUUUAACAUUUGUAAUAUCUACUACACCUGCAACGCCUCGCUAAAGCAACCUCUGAAGUGUUUUUUUUUUUUUGGAAACACUGAUGGAAAUCUCGGACCCUUCAUCCAAAUUUUAACAUCAACUCAUUGAUUUAUUUAUUUAUUUUUUAAUCUUUUUUGCGUUAAACGUUGACAAAGACAGUGCAGGUAGAGAUGGAGCUGUUAUGACGACAAAGUUUACACUGAAAACUCAAACUUAUAUUUAUUGAACACCACCAUAAAUGGACAGAACAGGACAGAGGUGGAGGAUUAUCAGCUCAAUCUAUGCCAGGAUCUAAAAUAUCCAUAACCUCGGCAGUAAAAGUAAAGUUCCCUACCCGUAAAAUAUUCAACAUUUUAAAGACGUUGGGACUUAAACAAUGCUUUCUAACGUACGAACUAACAACUCCAGGGCACAGAUUGGUAGAUAUUUUCCUAAUCGGAGCAAAAACUACAGGAAAAGCUCCGUAUUUUUGCUAAAAAAAGUCAAGUUAACGGCCUUCUAAUCGGUGCAAAAA
Sphaeramia orbicularis (orbiculate cardinalfish) is the source of this 2171-nucleotide messenger RNA. RefSeq names its product brain acid soluble protein 1 homolog. The coding region runs from base 171 to 812 and encodes 213 amino acids. The record is from RefSeq and is a predicted model, not a curated record. NCBI's taxonomy places the organism in Eukaryota, Metazoa, Chordata, Actinopteri, Kurtiformes, Apogonidae. The transcript is spliced from 2 exons.